AUGGAUCGGCCAACGUCAGCGCUGCCCGUCCUGCCCUAUGCGAGUAGCUACCCCGAUCCAGCGCUCUUGGCCUCAAAACUGCACAAUCGCCAGCCUUUCCUGGUCCGAGUCCAGAUCGCCCAUAUAAGUCCCUUGGCUGCUGAUCGAGAGACACUAGAGCUGGCUGCCUCUUCCACGAGCUCCACUAAAUGUGCUGGUAAUGGCAAGAAGAUGUCUUUUAUGGUCAGCACUAAAAGGCCGUUGCAUGUCGAAUUACAUACCUGCUAG
Messenger RNA from Plenodomus lingam JN3, 267 nucleotides. RefSeq lists its product as uncharacterized. NCBI's taxonomy places the organism in Eukaryota, Fungi, Ascomycota, Dothideomycetes, Pleosporales, Leptosphaeriaceae. The record is from RefSeq and is a predicted model, not a curated record.